Gadus macrocephalus (Pacific cod) is the source of this 2575-nucleotide messenger RNA. RefSeq names its product zinc finger and BTB domain-containing protein 21-like. Gene Ontology annotation, cellular component: nucleus. The record is from RefSeq and is a predicted model, not a curated record. Gene Ontology annotation, molecular function: RNA polymerase II cis-regulatory region sequence-specific DNA binding; DNA-binding transcription factor activity, RNA polymerase II-specific; protein binding. Gene Ontology annotation, biological process: regulation of transcription by RNA polymerase II. Lineage: Eukaryota; Metazoa; Chordata; Actinopteri; Gadiformes; Gadidae.
CCCGAAAAGGCCCCCUGUUCCAUAGGAAAGGAGGCUCACACAUCUUUCAAAUUCAUACUGCUGACUUAUUUCCCCACAACAGAUAAGUGCUGUGAUUUUCAGGCUGAUAUCAUUCAAUUUGACAAUUUAGAACAGGGGGAACGCAUCCUGACAGUCAUUAUCUGGGACUAGGGGAAACACAUCUCGACGGGGAAACAGAUCUCGACACAACACCGGUACAUGCUAGUCGUAAAUUGUACAUCUCCCAGCUUUCUUGCGAUAUUUCACUGAGAAACGGCCCCUAUUGGUCUUGCCCACAAGCGAUUCUGAAAGUAGAAAGUAGAUCGAAUAUAUCGAUUUAAAAUGCUCUUGCACACUUGAUUACAUUGCUACUUUACUCCGAUCACCAUUUAUGCAUUGCACGGUCUUGCUGUGGGUUUGUUUUCGAGCAGGAGAUGAUGGCUACCCUAGUGCAUUACAACAACCUCCUCCACGGGCCUUCUGUGUUGGGGGUGCUCAACGAGCAGCGCCUGAGCGGCCAGAUGUGUGACGUGCUGGUGGUGGGGGACCAGAGGUACCAGGCCCACCGGAGUGUCCUGGCAGCCAGCAGUGAGUAUUUCCAGUCUCUGUUCACACGGACGGAAGCGGAUGCCCCGAAGGUGGUCCACCUGGAUAUCUGUGAAGCGGAUGCCUUUGAGGAAGUGCUGAACUACAUUUCCUCCUCGCUCUUGGUGGACAAGGGCAGCCUGGCAGCCAUACAGGAGCUGGGCUACAGCUUAGGAAUCCCCUUCCUGCCUCAUGUGUCCUAUUGUGUCUCCAGAAAGAGGCUUUCCUUAUCAGAGGAGGAUGAGACCGACAGUCAGACAAGGAGCGUCAUUGUGAUGACGCCCAGAUCCACUCAGCAAGAAGCGCCUCAGCCUCCCACGCAUCACAAUCCUCAACCUGUCAAUUCAAAGGCAACAGGAACAAGUGACGAUGCCGAGCGCAAGCCCGUCUUUCCAUACAGUUCCACAUUGAAGGGCAACAGUUCACUGUCAGUGUCCACCAUGAUCAGGCCGCAGCUCUCAUUCUCUGUGUCUUUCAGCGACAUGCAAGUCCAGUAUAUUAGGUCCCAGCCCGGCUGCGAGAUGGGCAUUAAAGACGAGGAUCCCGUUUACCACGGCCGAGGUGCUUAUCACGGUCAGCCGGGUGUACACAGCCAGACCAUCGACCGAAGCGGGCCGUUCAUUGAAAGCCUCCUGUGUCGAUCGUUGUCCAUGGACAGCACCGUUCCAGUGUUCUCACCGACGCUGGAGCUGCACGGCUGCGAUCAGUACGUCGUCAAUCAGACAUUGACGGGGACGGAUACGUCCGUCCACAACAGUAUUUCCGACACAUCGCCGUCACCGCUCGUUCUCAGGACGAUGUACCCUGGCGGGUACGAUGAACAUGCCACUCAGGUAGACGAUGAGGUCUGCGUGAAGGCCGAGGCCAGCAGCCCUCUGGGGGACCCCCUGGAGGUUCUUCGGAUCACCAUCGGAGACACGUUGCCAGUAAACCUAAAACGUUUCCAACCAAAUAUCGAACAGGGGCCCCGGGCGGGCUUUGAUAACUUUGGAAAGAGAAAGGGGAGGGCAGACAACAGGAGAUGUCCCUUCAAAAAGUCCAGAGGGUUGAUGAACAUUAUCCCACUGAAAACAUCUGUCGCCUCUGCAACAAAGCCUUCAGGACAAACUUUUGCCUUUGGAGUCACUUCCAGUCCCACAUGUCUACCGGAGAGGACGCCGGGGCCAAAGAAGUCGAUAGACGCACGCCAUCGCCUUCCCCGUCGCCGCCCCUGAUAUCUCAACCAACCUCUGAGCAUCCUGGCCCACCGGCUGUUGCAGCCAAGCCAGCCCAGACUGUGCCUGUAGCCGUAGUGAUCGCGGAAAGGCCACAAGGCAGUCCCAGCCCUCGGUCGAGAUCCAACAGCGUGGAGCAGUCGUCUGGCACUCAGGAUCCUGACACUCUGUUCUACCAUGCGCCCACUCUCUCCGCCCUGACAUUUAAAAGGCAGUAUAUGUGUAAACUCUGUCACAGGACAUUCAAGACAGCGUUCAGUCUCUGGAGCCACGAGCAGAGUCACGGCCAUCUGUAGGCCUCACAAAGAGAGUGCACUUUUACCCGGCCCCCCCUACCCCCAGACAGACGCUACCUUAAAUUUAGGUAACACAUCUCAACGUUACACGCGUCAGUUUAAGAAAGGAAGACUCUGAUUGUAUAAACUACUCGCUUGCCUCCAUGUCAUGUAUUCAAGUGGUCAUUAGAGGUGUAAUGGGUAAUGUGUGCAAUGAAACGCUAUUUUAGAUCUCACUAGAUGAGAUGGUUGGAUGGUUUGCAUAUUGUUUUAACUAGUUUGCUCAUUUAGCAUUUUCUUCACUUCUGGUUCUUUGUUUUUUCAAAUGCUUUUAAUUAGUUGGAAUAAGUAAAACGCAGGCUAGUGCUUUUGUAUAUAUCUAUUGGGUCUGUAGAUGUAUUUCUCAUGGUGGCCUCAGCAAGCACUUUGUUACUAAUCAAUGUCCCGAACUCAUUUUUUAGCACCCGAUCCGAUUCCGAUAUUUUCAUGUUGCUCCCGAUC